AUGAAGAUGGCGGUGGACGCUGAACACCAACAUCCGCCUUUCUGUGCCGAAGUGCAGAACCAGCGAAUACCUCCAAUACCCUCAAAGCCUGAACAACCAUUGACGAAUGGUGAUCUGAAUAACACGGCGUCUGUGCGCAUAACUUCGAAACCUGAGCGUCAUCCUGAUUUUGCCUACCGAUUUCUUUCCAUUUCGGCAGAUAUGGAUGAGCCUACGAUCCGUUCGAAAUAUCGACCGUUCCUACUCCCGGAUACUGUCCAGCUGCAAGAUUGGAUCAGUAGACUGGAGCUUGCCACCGUGACUGAAUUGGUGUACAACGACUUGAGAGUAACAGGAGAGAGGAUCAAAGUUUUGAUAUUAUACGGGAGUCUUCGUCAAAGGGAAGACAACCUGUCCUACUCAAAACUUCUCGCCUUUGAAGUCGCUCGUAUACUCUGGCGGCUCGGUUGUGACGUGCGCGUCUAUAACCCACAAGGUUCACCUGUCAAGGAUGAUGACCAGCACAACCAUCCAAAGGUACAAGAGCUUCGAGACCUCAGUCGCUGGAGCGAUGGACACUUCUGGGUAUCACCGGAACAACAUGGUAACCUCACAGCUGUCUUCAAGAACCAAAUUGACUGGAUCCCUUUAAGUACAGGAUCGGUGCGGCCAACACAGGGACGCACCUUAGGAUUGGCAAUGGUCUCCGGGGGAUCACAAUCUUUCAAUACGGUCAACAGUCUGCGGGUUCUAGGCAGAUGGAUGCGAAUGUUCACCAUCCCGAAUCAGUCAUCAGUUCCGCAGGCCUACACCUUAUUCACAGAUAAGGAUGAGGAUGAAGGCGGGUCGAGGUUAAUGCCAGGAGGUAAUCGAGAUCGACUGUUCGAUUGCGCUGAGGAAUUUGUGAAGUAUACCGUUAUUAUGCGGCCGCACUUCGCCUUGUUCAGUGACCGAUUUAGUGAGCGAGAGCCGCUGGUCAUAAACUAA
Molecule: messenger RNA, 966 nt
Organism: Exophiala spinifera
Lineage: Eukaryota; Fungi; Ascomycota; Eurotiomycetes; Chaetothyriales; Herpotrichiellaceae
Product: arsenical resistance protein ArsH
Exons: 2
Coding region: 1-966 (321 amino acids)
Molecular function (GO): oxidoreductase activity
Source: RefSeq, a predicted model, not a curated record